This is a messenger RNA of Acipenser ruthenus (sterlet), 4924 nucleotides long. Its product is annotated as MAGUK p55 subfamily member 4-like. Gene Ontology annotation, cellular component: adherens junction; plasma membrane. The record is from RefSeq and is a predicted model, not a curated record. Gene Ontology annotation, molecular function: protein binding. Lineage: Eukaryota; Metazoa; Chordata; Actinopteri; Acipenseriformes; Acipenseridae. The transcript has 20 exons. Bases 2193 to 4124 code for a protein of 643 amino acids.
GCUGGAUGUAGUAAAACCACGUAUGGUACUGGUGCCAGAGAAGGCCCACUAAAAAGGAAUCUCCAUAAUAUCAAAGGAAAGCGAGAGACCUUCCUAUCACAUUAUCAGUGAUAUACCUACACUAGCUGGUGAGGUAAGGAACACUGGUUAUUAGGCUUCUGUGUAAAAGGAGUCAGAAAAGCUGAGUCGGUCUGCCUUUUAGAAUGAACAUGCUGACUGACUUCUUUACUCAGUUGAUCAGACUGAGGUAGCAUUGCAGUUCAGUGUAGUUCAAUUCUGGAAAACUACCAACUGUUAUCAAAGGUAACUGGUGUAGACUUGUGUAUUUGUUUAUGUAAUAAUAAUAAUAAUAAGAAUAAGAAUAAUAAUAAUAAUGCCACUUGAAUCACAGACUUUUAUAAUAAGAGGGAUUUCAGCCUGUGCACGUAUAGCACAAGAGCUAAGAAGAAAUCUGUGAUUAUGUAACAUGUUUGUGUUCGUGUUGUGUGAAACAUGCACGCUUAGUUUUUAGCAGAGUUUUAAAAAAAAAUGCUUUCAUAGAUAUGAUUGAGAAAAUAAGUAAGAAAUAAAAAUAACCUUUUUUGUAAUGCUGUACUUAACAUGCUUUAGGUUGAAUUUAAGUAAGACGCUCAGCUCAGAACUGUUCCUAAGUACUGUAUGGAGUGCUAAGGAGGUUAAGGUGACUGUGCCUAUUUUGACUAACUCCUGACAGAUUAAUCACUACACUGGAAUAAACCCACUUGCACUCCCACUAUAUACCAUAUAGAUAAAGCCUUUCUGAUACUGCAUUCUGUGCCAGCAUGAAAUGCAUGUGUUAAUUCCAUAUUCCAUCGUGUCUAUUGUUGAUUUUCGCACUUGAAGAAUGGAUAGUUUACUGCACAAAACGGUACCCCAUGACUCUUUAUUGAGUAUGUAUGUGUAUAUGCAUAUAUGCACAGAAAGAUAAAUGGACUGUAGUAAAUGACAAGAAAAACAAUCGCUCUUGUUGUUUAUACAACCACAGAACCCCCCCAUGGAAUGAUUAUCUUAUAGUUCAGUACAAUCUAUUUAUUAUUAUUAUUAUUUUCUUUUAUACAGUACUGGAAUUUUACACUGUAUGAACAAGGAAAAUGAUAAUCGCUGAAAGACUGAUAUUAUAGACAAAUUAUUAUUAUUUAAUUUUAUGUCGUGCUUGCGGUCAGACCUGGGGUCAGCUACAGUUGUAUUUCUGCAAUUCAUAAUGAAUUGCUAUUACAAUGUAAUUUGAAUUUUAAGUGUAAUUGAGCCUUGGCACGCCUGCGUAAUUGUAAUUGAACUAUACCAUUGAUGAAUUACAGUUCAAUUACGCAUUUCCAACCACUUUAGUGACCCCAUUUGUUUGAAAAAAAAAACAAAAAAACACUUAUAUCAUAUGUUUCUGUAUUUGUGCCUGUAAUUAUUGCUUGGUUAUUUGGAAUACAUAGAGUAAACAUGUUAAAGUGAGUAGUUGUUUGUGUUACUUUUGAGUAUAUUUGUCGUUAUAAUUGUAAUUACUGCAGUGUAAUUGUAAUUGCAAUUUCAGCUGACCCCAGGUCUGUUUGCAGUGCUGUCAUGAAAGGUGAGGGACAGUUGCAUCAGCAAGGGGUGAUGAGAGCUUCACCCAGUGAGCGCACCUCAAUCCUGGCCUGAAUGUUCCGCUAGUUCUGGGCCUUAGCAGAGACUUCUGAUUGAGCUGAAUUGUGUGGUGGUUUGUUGAUGUGGACAGGGAGCUGGGUUGAGAAGACUCAAACUCAUUUUGCUUCUGACAUGAGCACAAUUAAAACUCCUCUAGAGGUGCAAGGCAUACAAAGUUAAUGAAUCAACUCACUACGGCACCAAAAUUAGCUCAUGCUAAUUUUGAGCUGAGUGGCUUUCUCUUAUUGUAGUUUCGAAGGUGGGAAGGGGGACAGAGUUGUUUUGGCAUCAUUUGAUCCCAUUGUUAGGAUUACAGAUAAAGCACUACCUUUAAUUUAUUACAACAAUUAGAACUUAGCUCUUUUGCCUUCAGCAAAAGUUACAUUCAUCUUAUUUAAAACAUGUAGAAUUGUUGCUCCCAGCUCUCUCUCUUUCUCUCUCUCAUCAGGAAUGCAUAUUCUUUAUAUUAUUACAGACUUGGUUCCAUUACAAUGGCUCAACCAACAUUUUAUGGAUCACUGCAAAGUAUUGGAUUUUUUUUUUAAUUAUAUUGUUUAUCUAUGUAUCAGUUACCAAGUUAUUUUUUAGCAGCCCGGAUCUUUGCAGUAUUCAGAAUGAUACGGUCAAUAGAGGUGGAGCCUUCAGCACCAACAGCACUGAAUGAAAAUGGUCUAUCAACGAUUUUGGCAAUGGUGGUGGAGGAGGUCCGGUUAUCGAUAAGCCGGGACAUAAACGGAGCUGACCUGUUGUAUAACCUGCUCAAUGCCCCCUGGCUACAGUCACUGCUGAAGAUAUAUGCGUGUCUGCAACAGUACCUGACAAGGAGAGCCACACCUUUCCUACCUUCUGCAUCUGCACUCUCACAAGAGGUUAUCUCUGACCUCAGAACAGCCUCCCCCUCUCCUGAAGUGAAAGAACUCCACAGACUGCUGAGAAAACCCCACAUGCAGGCUUUGCUUUUUGCUCAUGAUACGGUGGCCCAGAAGGACUAUGAACCGAUCCUGCCGCCCCUGCCUGACAACCUACCAGAUGAGGAGGAGGCAAUGAGGAUCGUGUGCCUGGUGAAGAACAAGCAGACGCUGGGUGCUACAAUAAAGAGGAAUGAGGUAACUGGAGAAAUCGUGGUUGCCCGGGUGAUACAUGGAGGCCUAGCAGAUCGCAGUGGGCUGCUGUACGCCGGUGAUAAGCUGGUGGAGGUGAAUGGAGUUGCUGUAAAUGGGCUGGAACCUGAACAGGUCAUCCAGGUUCUGGCCCGGUCUGCUGGCAAUAUUGUAUUCAAGCUGGUUCCCAUCUCUGACAGGCCAGUCAACAGCCAGACAAUGCUGUAUGUGCGAGCCAUGACUAACUACUGUCCCCAGCAGGACCCUGCCAUCCCCUGUGCCGCAGCCGGCAUGACAUUCCAAAAGGGAGACAUCCUGGAAAUUGUGGACCAGACUGACGCCCACUGGUGGCAGGCGAGGAAAUUGCCCAACACAUCCUCGUGUGCAGGCCUGAUCCCCUCCAGCAAUCUCCUCAAGAGAAAACAGAGAGAAAUCUGGUGGUCACAGCCCUUACAGCCCCAUGAAUGCAUCAAAAGUACAAUAUUGAGUACUAUGGAAGAAGAGGAGGAGGACAUGUUAACAAUUGAUGAGAGAUGUGUUGAAACAGAUGAAGAAGAUUUUGAAUCUGAAGAGGCUGAAUUUAAUGGAUACAAUCAAGGCUUUUAUGUAGCUGGUUUCUGCAGAAGCAUGCGUCUGUGCCGCAGGAAGUCCCAGGGCUCCCAGCAGUCCUGCUACACGCGCUGUGCCAGCAGCUGCUCCAGCUCUGUAGCCUCCCCCUAUGAGGAAGUGGUGAGAUACCAGCGCCACCCAGAGGACGGACACCGCCUCAUUGUGCUUGUUGGUUCAUCUGGAGUUGGGGUGAAUGAGUUGCGGAAAAGACUUAUUGAAAUCAACCCCAAAAAUGUCCAAGGCCCAGUCCCACAUACCACUCGUCCUUCUAAGAGCUAUGAAGAGGCUGGGAGGGAGUAUCACUUCGUAUCCAAGGAAACAUUUGAACACAUGGUUUACAAUCACAGGUUCCUAGAAUAUGGAGAAUAUAAGAGACAUUUGUAUGGUACCAGCAUUGAGUCGGUAACUGCAGUUCUACAGAGUGGGAAAAUCUGUAUCGUUGACAUGGAACCACAAGGACUCCAAGGUGUGAGAACACAUGAGCUCAAGCCAUUUAUUAUAUUCAUCAAACCACCCAGCAGCAAUCGAAUGAGGGAGACUAGAAAGAAUGCACAAAUCAUCACAGAAUAUUACGUCAACCGACCUUUUAAAGAUGAAGACUUCCAGGAGAUGGAGGAGAACACAAAGAAGAUGGAAGCCCAGUACAGACAGUUUUUUGACCAUGUGAUAGUGAACGAGAAUCUCCAGGACUCAUGUGUGCAGUUGCUCAGCACAGUGAGGAGAGCUCAGGAUGAGCCCCAGUGGGUUCCAGCUACCUGGCUGAGGCCAGCCGCCCAGUCCUAGCAGCACGAGCUCCACAACAGAGCCAGGAGACAACCACGCUCUGCACAACAGCUUGAAGAGAACUGUCUCAAGCUGAGAGAUGUACGCAUUUUCAGGGCUGUGCAAGCAAAAUGUGUGCUCAUGUAAUCUGUAAUGUUUUGAGUGACACCAUCAUUAAUGGGGUAUUACUUUUUCUGUGGUUUAAUGUGGGCCAGUUUGCACCAUGAAAAAAUAAAUACACGUUUGAGUCCCUAAAUUGAAAUUAACCUUAUGAUAUGUGUUUGUUACUAGUUUUGUAACAUUGGGGUCUAUUUUAAUAUAUUGAGGUGAUUUAUUGACCCACCUCUUAAAAUUACAACACACAAUAAAAUAUAAUGUUAAGUGUUACGAUCUGUCACAGUUGAGAUCUUGAAAACAGUUUGAUUUUCCUUUGUCUUGAAGCCCUUGAUAAACCUUUCCCUCUGUGUUAGCCAGAUGCCUAAAACCCAGACGACUGUGUUGGAAUGUCAUUGUGUAUGCUGGGAUGUCACUGCGUGUAAAAAGUUUGUGACAAAAGGAAUAUAAUACUUUUUUAGUCUCUUUGUUUAUCAUAUUUAUUAGCUGGGUGUAAUAUAUUAAACUGUUACAUAGGCCCAUAAGAGUAAACUAUAAAAAUAAACACCUUUUAUAUUGAAUACUGUUUUACAUAAAUAAAACUCAUGUUUCUUUGUGAGCUGGGUUUUUUAAUACUGAUACUGUAUUUUUUAUUUGUUUUUCCCAUUUCUUGUUUGCUCUGGUCCUUCAUCGCACAACUCUGCAAUAAUAAAACUUGUAUUAGCAAC